This is a messenger RNA of Lytechinus pictus (painted urchin), 7365 nucleotides long. RefSeq lists its product as uncharacterized. Gene Ontology annotation, molecular function: carbohydrate binding; G protein-coupled receptor activity. Gene Ontology annotation, cellular component: membrane. The coding region runs from base 1 to 3819 and encodes 1272 amino acids. The transcript has 20 exons. NCBI's taxonomy places the organism in Eukaryota, Metazoa, Echinodermata, Echinoidea, Temnopleuroida, Toxopneustidae. Gene Ontology annotation, biological process: G protein-coupled receptor signaling pathway; cell surface receptor signaling pathway. The record is from RefSeq and is a predicted model, not a curated record.
AUGCAUGCUGAAGUGAAGUUGGUGUUUACCAACGAACGUAGAGGGCAGCAACACACGGCAGGGUUUGUUGGUGCCCUCUACGGCGUUGUGACGUGUGACUGUAAUCCAAGCAAGGUGGUGAAGUUACAAACUGAUGCAGAGGUUCGAGCCCCCGUCUUUCGGAUUGUGACGUUAAAGAUCCCAGACAUGGUGCUCGGACUCGGGAAGUUCAGUGACGAUAUUGAUAGCGAGGAAAGUGACAGCGGCAGUGCCGUAGUGACAGUUACGAAGAUAAUUUGCGAAAAUAAAAAUGAUACACUUGACUGCGGAGAAGAUUUAAUCGACAUCGGCUCCGCCGUUUACGGCCGCACUGAAGCUGAAAUCUGUCCACACUCUUCGGCAAAAGAUGCUUCUGCCAUGGAAUGCAAUGACACAGACGUAACGACCCUUGUACGUGGACGUUGCGACAAUGAAACGUUUUGUGAGGUUGAAUCUUCGAAUGGUCAAUACGGAGACCCAUGUCAUGGCAUCUUCAAGUAUUUGAACAUCACGUAUUCCUGUAAGGGUAAUCUUACAGACCAAUUGAUUCUUCCAGUUUCACCGCAGAACGAUACGUGGGUAAAAAAAUAUAACUUCGGCUUCAUCAGUUUAACCAAUGUUUUCACAAAACACCUGAGGAUAGUUCCCAAUUCAAAUGAAAACACUUAUAUCUCUGUAUCAUGUGUUGUACCUGGAUGUAUGGACGUCAGAGGUAUUCAAGAUAUUGAUAUUCCAACUGGAUGCGACGUCAUUACAGUAUGUUCCACUGCGGACAUCACUGUCCAUGGUAUAGUCCGAAGUGAAAAAUUGAUAACCGGUGGAUUUCUAGCUCUUCCGAAUGACUUCCUCGGGGAGGAAUACUUGAUAGAUGUAUACACACCGAAGUCAAACAUACGUCGUGCCCAAGUCGCAAUAACAGCCAUUCACAACGACACAAACGUAGUGAUCGAAUGUGUGGAACCUUGUACUAUCGACAAUCAAACAUUUUUCGAGAAUAGGACUGUUGUCCUGAGUAUAAAUGAGUUACUUCUAUUUAAAGCAGGUUCUUAUGGCGGUAACCUGACUGGAACCUUGAUCAGAGCUGAUAAGUCAGUCUCGGUCGUAGUAGGUUCAAUGGGUGUAGUCAUACCGUCUUGGUCUUCGAAGCCUAGUUUAGACCAUGGAGUAAUUAUAGAACAAUUGAUGCCUGUCUCAAAGUGGGGGAGGGUCCACUUUGUUCCUCCUUUUCAAAAUGCCACAAACGGAUGGGUUAUUCGUGUUUCGGCGUUCUACCACAAUACCAAUUUAACCCUGUCUCAGUGUGGGAACGGCAGUGUACAACACCGCGUGCUUAACAGACAACAAUUUACUCACGUCGAAGUCGCAGAGGACAUGACCAGUCUUGUAUGCUUAAUAAUCUCCGAUAAGCCAGUUCAAGUCAUGCAAUAUAUGGCAAGUUCUACCAAGGAAGAGUAUGGCGAUCCGAGUAUGACGUUAGUCCCACCAGUGCAAGAUUACCAUGGGAAUACCACAUUUCGCUGUAACAAUACAGGCGACAUUUUGCAAUAUGUAGAUAUAAUCACAUCAGAACGCGGGAAAGACAGUCUUCAAAUAAAUGGCGGUUCGGUUACUGAUCUCACUGGUCAUUGCUUCAAUGUAUCUGAAGAUCUAAAGGCGACAUUAGGAUCCAAUUUUCCCAGGGUUAAAGAAUACUGUUACUUUUACAAACAGCUAAAGAACGGUACAUACCACGUGACUCAGAGUGACCAAUCAGAGAGGUUCCUUGUUCGACUCUACGCACAAAGUUAUCGUGUUGGAGGAGCGAUGCUGGCCGGCGUGUCAUUUCAAAAUCCUGAAACGAUGAUCAUUAGCACAGACCAACCUACUACUAUUGGCACCACCAUGACAACCACAAUAAAUGCAACCAUGAUGUCUGAGGAACAAAAACGUGCUUCUCUUUCGGCUCGACUUUCAUCAGGAGACUUUAAGUCUUUCGGGGAGGCCGAGCAAGCCAUGUCUGAUUUCACCGACUACCUCGGCGAUCGUGAGGAACUCGGAUCCAUCGACGAGCUCGUCUUCGCCUUUGAUUAUUUCACCAGUGUUCUCAAACGCAAUCCGCUGAAAUACGCCACCGGAGACAAUGCGAAGUCGUUCCUCAAUAUUUCUUCUGACGCCAUUAAUGUGCUUUUCGCGGACCGGACCAAUCAACUCUUAUUGGAUUCGUGUGCAAAGCAGAUCAAUCUUACGUCUACCCCUGAGGACGCGGAGAGGGAGCUGGAGGGUCUGAUGAAUGACGCAGCGAGUCUAAUCGUGAAUAAUGGAUCGCAGUCGUUUGGAGUUUCAACUAACAAUGCAGCGUUGGAAGUUACAUCAACGGGUCAGGCAAGAUCUUCGGCGAUUGCGACAGAAUCUUCUGUUUGUGAGGGCGCCCUAGACCUGGUGCUGGAUGGCGUGCAUAUCCCGUGUGAGGUCCUCCGGGAACUGGGUUCUUCUGCUUCCUACCGUAUCAACCUUCCCCAUGGAGCGGAGGCUGUGGCCAGAUCAUCCUGCGAAAAAUAUGACGAAACAAAGAUCGCUGUUGCAUCUCCUCUCCUUGGAGUUGGUUUGAUAUCAGAGAGAAAAGUACCGUCUUUCAGCAAAAACAUAACACUCACGUUUCCAAUAACGAAAGGAGAGGAGGAAUUGAUGGAUAAUAACACUCUUUGUUCGUACUGGGAUUACAAUACUAGCAACUGGUCCUCUUCGGGGUGCACAUUCGAUGGGAUCACGGACACGGAUGGUGGCAAAAUGGUCACGUGCCUCUGUGAUCACCUGACUAGCUUUGCUGUACUGCUGAACGUGUCUAGUACUCAAGUGCCUCCUGGUCAUGAAUUUGCCAUGGGGGUCAUCUCCUGGGUCGGGUGCAGCUUAUCAAUCGUGGCCUGCUUUUUCACUUGUUUCGGCUACGCCAUUCUAAAACUGCACAGUGAUUUGAUCCUGAUUCAUGGGAACCUAGCCCUAGCUGUCGGGGGAACUGAGAUUGCAUUCUUGUGUCUAAAUCUCGUCCAGUUUCCAUCGAUACCUUGUACUGUUGUUGGAUCUUUGAUCUAUUAUCUACUUUUAACCAUGUUUGCUUGGAUGGCAAUUGAAGGCAUUCAUCUUUACCUACUUACGUUUGUUGUAUGGAACGCCGAACGACGCAAAAUCAAGCACUAUAUGGCAUGCGGAUGGGGAGUUCCAGUUGUCUUUUUGAUUGUGCUACUAUCAGUCCAGACUGGAGAGCUGGGAAAUCAAAAUGCGUGCUUCCUGAGCCUCGAUGACCUCAGUCUGUUAUUUCUUAUGGUGCCCAUCGCAAUUAUCAUCCUUUUCAAUUUAUUUGUAAUGGUACGGGUCGUACGGCAGAUAGCCAAAAUGGCCGACGGUCCUACAUUACAAAGUGACGUCAAGUCUCGAGUAAGACACGGCGUGAAGGCUAUAUUCGUCCUCCUCCCCAUCAUGGGCUUGACGUGGGUCUUUGCUUUCUUGGCCAUCGAGAGGGCGUCUGUCGCCUUCCAAUAUAUUUUCGUCAUCUCGAAUUCCUUCCAAGGAGUCUUCAUAUUCUUCGUCCACUUCAUAAGGAAUUCUGAGGUGCGGCAUGCUGUCAAGCGCAGGAGAGACCGGUGGUUGGUGAGCCAGAGCAGACAGGGAGAUUACAAGGUCAAGAAUACCAAGAAGACAUCGAGUUCAGGAGUCGACAAGACAAGUUCAUCACUAUCCAAAUCACCCGAACAGACGCUGACACUCAUGAAUAUGAACACUGAAUUGGUCUACGGUGGUGAUAUUCCUGACAAAAAUGGCAACUGAUGGGAUUGAGGGGCAGUUAGGGGGGCCGAUACACCUGUGCGUUUUAGCCAGCGUAUGCUGACUUAUGUAUGCCAAGCCGUUUUGCCAGUUACUACUUUAUCUUAACAUCAAGAAGUGUGUUUUGUUAGCAACCUUAAACGUUUUUAUACAAAAAAAAAGUGAUUUCUUGAUAUUUUGUGUUGUCCAUGUUAACAAGAUGCAAUUUGUUGAUAUCGAGAAUGAAAUGCUUCAUAUCAAGAAAUGUGAUUAAAUAAGAACUUGUCAUAGUUCAUUAUACAUACGUCGGUAAAGCUGGUUUAAAGGUCCCAAGUGUAACGGCCCCUUGAAGAUCCUGCGCAAUUGGCUCUUAUACACCUUGACUUGAAGAUCGUACUAAACACAUAGUGAUGGUAUCGGCCGUUGGCACAUUCGGGAUUGGAUUGAACUGGCAGGCCGGCAGCUGAAAUGGUACAUAUUAAAGCAAGAGACUUUUAAAUGCUCGUACCUUAUAGGGAAUUAAACAUAUAAUUUUCUGACACCAAACGUUUGGCAAAAGACUGGAUUUCAGAAAAAAGAAACAUCAAUUGAACGGCAAAAAAUCAGGAAGGGCACUAUAGCAUAGACGCUGUCCCUUUUGCUUCGGGCAUAAACGGAUAGAGAAAGUGAGGCGACAAGUGAAAGAUAUAGAUCAUUACGUAAAAAUGUUGUUGGCAGGUGGUUCAAAAGAGUAUGACUAUUCUGAAACUGGGUAACACCGGAUGGUAUCGAACUUCCCACCCUUGCCAACACCCAUUUAACUAUGACGGGCGUUAUGGACACAUUUGGUAACACGUCUUUUCAGACACACACUCAUUUCGCAUUGUUUAUACCAAAGUAACAAGCCUUCUACAAGAAUUGGACCUAGUUCAUAUGAAUGCAAUGGUGAAUAACGAUUUCACUUCGACCAAAUUAGCAGCUGAAGAUGGGAAAUAUAUUUGGAAGAUACUUCUUUAGUAAUGGUAAAAUACCAGAAAUUUAGUAUCAAAAUGUUUGAAAUUACCAUCUGGAUAUCCAAAAUAGCACAAGAACAUGUUCCAAAUAGGCCCUACUCGUCAAGUCUUAUAUGCCAUGAUUUUGUUCGGACUGUAAACGUUGAAUAGUUGUACAUAUAACAGGAUUUCCAUUUCAUGAAAAAACCUGGAAAGUCAUAGAAGAACUGCAUUUCCCUCAUGACGGACACGCAUAUGUUAUUUUUUUCAUGGAAAUGGCAAUAUAUUGUGUAUUAUUACGGAUUUAUGUCAGAAAUUAAACACAGGCUACAGAGACGAACCGUGAAAAUGCCAAAGUUUCGGCAGCGAAUGACGCAAUUAAACUUUCAGCGAAUCCGUGUAUUUUUUUAAGGGCACACCUAGUUACCAAGAAUGUGUAUAUAGCAUUUCCAUUUAUUAGAAUGCAGGAUAAAAGAGCAUUGUUGAUUGAAUGCCUUGCUCACGGCCAUAGGUGCCGCGGUCGGGGUUUGAACCCCGGACUUCCCAUCAUGGUUUCACGGGCUUAAAACAUUUCCCAUGGACUCUUGUGUUAAAAUUAUAGCACUUAUAAACAUGAAAUAAGGAUAGAAUUCGGGGUUCGAAUCUUUACUACCAGUUGAUGGGAUAUAUAUCUGACAGUCCAUAUCUGACGAGAAAAGGGUCCCUCGACCGGCUCAUUUUACAAAUAAAUCAGCAUUUAUAAAGGCAUCUCCUCAGGGAUCAAAUUCAUCACCUGAAUAAGUAAAACAGCCCUUAUCAUUCCGCCAGUCAAAAUAUAGUUCCAAAGUUGCUAAUAUUUGGGAAAAGGAAGUUCUGUAAUUACCAAAAAUAGAAUCAUUGUUAGAUGGACAAUCACAUUCAUACACUUUGUCAAUCAGCCAUAUGAAAAUAAGGAAUUUGAGAAUGGGUUGGCUGGAAUGAAUAUAUUGCCUUCCCGUUGUUAAAACGCCCGUGCGACCCCAUUACAGUCAGGCACCUCCAAGUUGGAUCAGUUAUCGGUAACGAUAAUAUCGAUCCUUUCCUCCGUCUGAACGCAGAUGGCGUACACCUUAAUCGGAAGGGAAGGGGGGAGUUGUGGGUAGUGGUGAGUUUUGAAGUGAGCAUGUGUGAGUGUCUGGGGAGAGAGGUGAGGGGGUACGGGGGUAGGGUUAUGAGUGUGUAGGGAUGUUUUCUAGGCUAAUGACCUUCUUCUAAUUCACCUUUAAAAUCUUUAUUUAUUUAUUUCCUUGUACAAUUAUGUGCAAAAGAGAUUAUUUAUAUUCUGUUCAGGAAAAAAAGGUCACCUUUUACAAAGUCUGUUUUUUUGUCGAUUGAUAUGUUUUUCCUCUUAUAUUAUUAAGCAGUCAUUGUAUUAAUUUUGAAAAUUUGUUAUCUCAUUGAUAUUGAUAUAUUUGUUUGUUUCGUAUACAUGUACAAAAUCUUGAUUUAUAUAAAUUGUGAUUGUAAACUUAUUGAUUUGAAAGAGAAAGAAAAUAAAAUAUCAUUCAAAACAAAAAAAAAUCACUUUUUUUGCGGAAAGCAUCGUAUUUACCUUGCAUUGAUUUGAAGGUACCCAACGGAAAACAGUGUUUUGAGAAAUCGGCCUACUUUUUUUAAUAUGUGAGAUAAAUAAAUUAAUGAAUAUAUUCACAUUAAAAAAGAACGAAAUGCAGGUCCCAAUCGAAAAAAAAAAUGAAAUUGUGGUUAUUAUAAGCAUCAGCCCGAUCAGUACAAGUUUAAGAGUAAUUAGAGUCAAGUUUGUUGUUUCAUUAUAAUAUUGUGUUAUGUAUAUCGGAAACAUGUCAAAAGUUUUAUUGAUAUUUUUAUUUAUGGCUUUGGUUUAUGGUGAUGAUGUGCAAUAAGGAAAAGGACUUAGAAGUGAAGGAAUCAAACAUCCCUGAAAAAUAAACAAUCUCGUUGAUUAUUAUUGUAUAUAGUCUGGAUACGUGACCCGUUUAUCAGUAGCCGCGGAACGGUUUUAAACGUGGUGGGGGAUGUACAUAAUUAUAGAAUAUCACAAUCAGAUAAUCAUUUUUAAAUUUUUCUACACUUUUAUGAAAAAAGGGGAGCUGAAGCCCCACCCUCCAGGUUCUGUGGCCCUGAUGAUGCUACAGACCCCCACUAAUGGAAACCUUGGGAACGUUUAAUGAAAGGGUUUGCCGGAUCCGACAAGACCCAUUUAAUCCGAUAUUAACCAUAGUCAAAGUGCUUUUCAGCCAAUCACAAUAAAGCAGUUUUCAUAUCAGACAUUAUGUUUGGACAAUAUUUAGUAUUUACCAACAGGGAAAGCACCAGGAUGUUUGUUUGGUAUGAUGACCCGAAACUGACGGCAUUUAUUUCACAAUGUUUUAUUGGAAAAUAUGGAUGAUAAUAGAGUUACACGUUUCAGACUAGUUCAUUUUCUUCGCCCCACCCCACCCCCUCCACGUAGCCCCGUCACCGUUGUCCCUUUUUAUUUCGUAUUUCAUUCGAAAAUCCACUAUUAAUCUAUGUUCUAUAUUUUGGAAUUGAAAAUGUGUAUAUAUUUGAUAAAUAAUUGGUAUGAAAAUGUAAGAUUAAUAAAUGUGUAAGUUAUUUGAAA